Dothidotthia symphoricarpi CBS 119687 is the source of this 1647-nucleotide messenger RNA. RefSeq names its product uracil permease. Gene Ontology annotation, biological process: transmembrane transport; nucleobase transport. The record is from RefSeq and is a predicted model, not a curated record. Gene Ontology annotation, molecular function: nucleobase transmembrane transporter activity. The transcript has 5 exons. The coding region runs from base 1 to 1647 and encodes 548 amino acids. Gene Ontology annotation, cellular component: plasma membrane. Lineage: Eukaryota; Fungi; Ascomycota; Dothideomycetes; Pleosporales; Dothidotthiaceae.
AUGCCGGUAUUCAAGAAGCCAAAUUUUGCGCUGAAGGUUGAACAGCCAAAGUCGACAUUUGCGGAAGGGAAUGCGAGAUGGACGAACAAAGAUCUCGAUCCUGUUCCUCGACAUGGGCGAAAGUGGGGAGUGUCGAGCUUCCUCGCGUACUGGAUUUCUGAUGCUUUCAACGCUGCGACAUGGCAAUUUGCAUCGAGUAUCAUCGCAAUUGGCCUAACAUGGCGCGAGUCCCUCGGGAUAGUCGCUCUUUCAUUCUUUAUCAUCUCCUUCGUGAUCGCCCUGAACGGCGCAAUCGGUGUGAUCCACCACGUGCCCUUUCCUGUACUCGCACGCGCGUCUUGGGGAUUCUGGGGCUCCUAUAUCGCCAUCAUAUCGCGCGCCAUCCUCGCCGUCUUCUGGUUCGCUAUCCAAAAUAUGAACGGUGCCAACAGCAUCAGAGUCAUGAUCGCCGCUAUCUGGCCCUCGUUUUUGACAAUGCACAACGGGAUUCCUGAGUCUCAGGGCAUCGAGACAAACACAUUGAUCAGCUUUUUCAUCUUUUGGGUGAUAUCGUUGCCGUUCUUGUGCAUCCAUCCGAACAAUCUGCGUUGGCUGUUCAUGGCCAAGUCGAUCAUUGUGCCGAUUGCAUGGAUCGCGAUCUUGAUCUGGGCAUUCAGGUCCACGGGCGGCGGCGGCGAGAUGUUUAAUCAAAAGGCUACGCUCUCGGGAUCGGCUUAUUCCUGGGCUUUCUUGUCGAGCAUGACUUCGGUUAUUGGAAACUAUGCGACCCUUUCUGUCAAUCAGGCUGAUUUUUCGCGUUAUUCUCGCGUCAGUGUCAAAUGGCAGAUCAUAUACGUUCCUUUCUUACCGCUCGUCUUCACAUUCAUCGCCUUCAUCGGUAUCGCGGCCACCUCCGCCGGUCAGAUCAAAUACGGCGAACUGGACUGGGACCCUAUGGCUCUGAUCGCCCAUUGGGACAAUCGUGCAUGCCGCUUCUUCGGCGCGUUCAGCUUCGCACUCGCCGCACUCGGUGUCAAUAUCUCCGCAAACUCGCUCUCCGCUGCAAACGAUUUGACAGCGUUAUUCCCGCAAUACGUCAACAUCCGUCGCGGACAGUUGCUUUGCGCCAUCCUCGCUUGGGCGCUCGUUCCCUGGAAGAUUCUGAAGAGCGCAGGAAAUUUUUUGAACUUUAUGGCUGCGUAUGCAGUCUUCCUUGGGCCUAUUGCUGCAAUCAUGGUGUUUGACUUUUGGCUUGUUCACAAGCGCAAAUACGACACUCUUGCACUGUACCAACCGCAUGGCAUCUACCGCUAUACUUAUGGCAUGAAUUGGCGUGCUGUCGUCGCAUUUGUUGUUGGAGUUGCACCCAACAUGCCCGGAUUCAUCCAGUCUAUCAAUCCGAAGAUCGACGCUGGAGUGGGAGCAUUACCAUAUCAUUUCGGGUGGCUGCUUGGUUUCACGGCGACGAGUUUAGUCUAUGUGGUCUUGAGUAUGUUGGUCGCGCCGCCGAGAGAGACGUUCAUCGAUAGGGCGGUACUGCCGGACGAAGUGUAUGAUGAGCAAAGUAUUGUGCAUGAGGGCUUGUCUGUCCACGGAAGCGGUAGCGGAGACGAAGAAGGAAGAUUAGAGAAGACUGGUUGGAAGGCGAAGAUGAACAGGAUUCUGUGA